AUGGGUGGUCAAAGCAGAGAAGGUGGCAAGGUCAAGCCCCUCAAGCAGGCCAAGAAGGCUCAGAAGGAUCUCGAUGAAGAUGAUCUCGCCUUCAAGGAGAAGCAGAGAGCUGAUGCCAAGGCUAAGAAGGAUCUGAUGGAGAAGGCCAAGGGCAAGGGUCCCCUGAACACCGGUGCCCAGGGCAUCAAGAAGUCGGGCAAGAAAUAA
Aspergillus aculeatus ATCC 16872 is the source of this 207-nucleotide messenger RNA. RefSeq names its product translation machinery-associated protein 7. The transcript has 3 exons. The record is from RefSeq and is a predicted model, not a curated record. Lineage: Eukaryota; Fungi; Ascomycota; Eurotiomycetes; Eurotiales; Aspergillaceae. Bases 1 to 207 code for a protein of 68 amino acids.